Molecule: messenger RNA, 1304 nt
Organism: Choloepus didactylus (southern two-toed sloth)
Lineage: Eukaryota; Metazoa; Chordata; Mammalia; Pilosa; Megalonychidae
Gene: CITED4
Product: Cbp/p300 interacting transactivator with Glu/Asp rich carboxy-terminal domain 4
Exons: 1
Coding region: 247-804 (185 amino acids)
Biological process (GO): regulation of DNA-templated transcription
Cellular component (GO): nucleus
Source: RefSeq, a predicted model, not a curated record
CGGUCUCGAAGUAUAAGUCGUCGCUGAAGCUUCGCGCGCUGCUUGGCCGGUUGGGUGAUCCGAGCCAGUGCUACCUGGAGGUGCCGCCAAACGGGUGCGCAGGUGUGCGGAGCGCGGUGCGUCUUGGGCUGCCAGGGACACGGUUCAGGUCCGGUUUUUCCUUUGCCGGGUUGGGCUGCAGGGAGGGCACAGAGGAGCAGCUGGCCAGGGCCCGGGGGCGCCCGCGCUGACCAUCCGUCCGCCGCCAUGGCCGACCACCUGAUGCUCGCCGAGGGCUACCGCCUGGUUCAGAGGCCGCCGCCCGCCGCGCCCGUCCACAGCCCUCACGCGCUCCGGACUCUGCAGCCGUACGCGGGCCCAGGCGUGGACAGUGGGCUGCGGCCGCGGGGGGCUCCACUGGCACCGCCGCAGCUGCCGCCCCCACCCGGCGCCCUGGUGUACGGGGCCUUCGAGCCGCCGCCCGCCUUCCAACCCUUCCCGGCUGUGCAGCAACCGGCCACCGGCAGCGCGCACCUGCAGCCCAUGACGACGCUGUACCCGGGCCGCGCGCCCGCGCCCUUCGGCGUUCCGGGCGGCCCCUCGAGCCUGCAGCCGGUGCCGGGCGCUCCCGCCCCACCGCCACCCGCGCACGCCCUGGGCGGCAUGGACACCGAACUCAUCGACGAGGAGGCGCUGACGUCGCUGGAGCUCGAGCUCGGGCUGCACCGCGUGCGCGAGUUACCCGAGCUCUUCCUGGGCCAGAGCGAGUUCGACUGCUUCUCGGACUUGGGGUCCGCGCCGCCAGCUGGCUCCGUGAGCUGCUGAGCCCGGCCGACGCCCACCGGUCGUGCCCGAGAAGCGGCCUGUCUGCCCGCGGGACUCUGCACCAAGCAACUGGGCCGCGCACGCACCCUCCGUGAGGAUGGAGGCUGCGGGUCUGUGCACGGAGCCCGAGACCCGAGUGGGACGCCUGGAGUCGCCCUGGGCCCUACCUCCUGCUUCACUUUUCUGACCCAGUGCCUCAGCGGUAAAGUGAAGGGACUGACCAGCUUUCGGACUCCGGGUUCUUGGAUUCUGUGGCCUCUCUUUUCCCUCGGACCCUUCCCCCAAAUCUGAGCCAUUCCAGGCCUUGGCCUGAUUCCCCUUCUGCCCUCACUGCCGGAACUGGGUCCCCGGAGACGUCCAUCAUUUGAGUCCCACUCCAUUCCCCCUGGCUGGGCCCUGCUGUCGCUGGGCUUCAGCUAUGGGGAGGGGAAGAUUUGUGUAGUCCUAACUCCCCUGCCUCCCUCAGGCCUCCAACACCAAAAUAAAACUGGGUCACUUUA